AGAAAGUUUAUCAUGUCGAAGAAAGCGCUCGCAAAAAACAAUAGCAAAGAGGACGCUCUUAGCGCCGCCGAUGUGAACGCGGCCGCUGCAGCGGAGGCAGCCCUCUGCAGUCCUCGGACUCAGCGGAAGCACGUCUGGGCAAGGCGGGCCGACGAAACCGCCGUGGCGAUGCAGCAAGUGCAGCAGCUUCUGCAGAAGCAUGCGACCGACACGGACAGCGCCCGGCAAGGCUUCGACCACGUCAUCUCCACUGCAACGCAGCUGUGGGCGUUGGAGGCAGAGGAGCUGCCGCUGCAGUACCGCGACAAGUCCCGUCCUGCGUCGCAGCGAGGCGGCAGCGCGGCUAGUGCACGGGGUGGCAACGGCACAGACCAGCGGUCGUCUUCCAAGCAACCGCAGCGCGCAGCCGGCAACGUGAGCCCAAGGAGCAGCACAGCUUCACCUGUGUUUGCCGCGGCGCCGGCAACAGCGGAGUCGGUGGAAUCUGCCAUUCGUCAGCUCUCACCUGCAGUCCGCCCCAAGGUCUCUACUGCGAUGAAGACACUCUUCUACGCACCGGCUGCGGCACCGGCGGUGACACCGUCCGCGUUGUCCGCCGCCUCUUCCUCAGCGUCCAGCGUCGUACACCGUAAAGAGGAGGGUCGCUCCCAAACGGCACAGCAGCAGGCCGCCGCAGGGGAAUCUCCCCGACCGCAAGCCAGCGCGACCCGGUCGUCCACUAACCUUUCGCCUCCCCCGGCCGCAGCGGCCGACGGCGAUCCGGUGGGGCUCAACGAGAGCAAUCGCCGCGCCAACAGCAACCCCAGCAGUAUCAUCCCCAUUCCGCUGCUAGCAGUGAUCAAAGAACUGCAAGGACGACGAAUUCAACUGGAAGCGCAGCUGACGACGGCCAGCAACGCGACAGCGCAGCAGCUCCAGCGCCUUCAACUCUUACAGGAGGAGGCGAUGGUGGCGCAGUACGCGUUGGCAGCUCUCCGCAAAGACGCAGCGCAAUCGCAGACUCGUUGGUAA
Leptomonas pyrrhocoris is the source of this 1011-nucleotide messenger RNA. RefSeq lists its product as hypothetical. Lineage: Eukaryota; Euglenozoa; Kinetoplastea; Trypanosomatida; Trypanosomatidae. The coding region runs from base 13 to 1011 and encodes 332 amino acids. The record is from RefSeq and is a predicted model, not a curated record. The transcript has a single exon.